Dioscorea cayenensis subsp. rotundata (Guinea yam) is the source of this 1240-nucleotide messenger RNA. RefSeq names its product perakine reductase-like. Bases 14 to 1072 code for a protein of 352 amino acids. Gene Ontology annotation, cellular component: cytoplasm. The transcript has 7 exons. NCBI's taxonomy places the organism in Eukaryota, Viridiplantae, Streptophyta, Magnoliopsida, Dioscoreales, Dioscoreaceae. The record is from RefSeq and is a predicted model, not a curated record.
ACACCAGCUUCGCAUGCAUUGCACUGAAGACAUGUCCAAGAAGACAAUGAUCCCAAGGGUGAAGCUGGGAACACAGGGAUUGGAGGUAUCGAAGUUGGGGUUUGGAUGCAUGGGUCUGAGUACGGCUUACAAUUCACCAGUGCCAGAAGAGCAAGGGAUUGGCAUCAUUAAGCAUGCAUUCAACCAAGGGAUCACCUUCUUUGACACCUCUGACGUUUAUGGACCUCAUACUAAUGAGAUCUUGGUUGGCAAGGCGUUGAAGGAGUUGCCUAGAGAGGAGUUCCAAUUGGCAACGAAGUUCGGCAUUGAGAAAUCAGGUAGAUAUGGUGGCAUGGUGGUGAAUGGGAGACCAGAGUAUGUGAGAGCUUGUUGUGAAGCCAGUCUCAAUAGACUCCAAGUUGACUAUAUUGAUUUGUAUUAUCAGCAUAGGAUUGAUCAAACUGUUCCUAUUGAAGAAACUAUGGGAGAAUUAAAAAAAUUGGUGGCAGAAGGGAAAGUGAAGUACAUUGGCUUAUCAGAAGCCAGCCCUGAUACAAUCAGGCGUGCUCAUGCAGUGCAUCCUAUUUCUGCAGUUCAAAUGGAAUGGUCUUUGUGGGCUCGUGACAUUGAACAAGAAAUUGUCCCACUUUGCAGAGAGCUUGGAAUUGGAAUAGUACCAUACAGUCCACUUGGCCGGGGAUUUUUUGGUGGGAAAGCAUUUGUGGAAAAUCGUUCUGAAAACACAAUUUUGGCUUCACAUCCGAGGUUCUCUGGGGAGAACUUGGAGAAGAACAAAACGCUAUAUGUGAGAGUUGAAAAUUUGUCUAAGAACCAUCAAUGCAGCACUGCUCAACUAGCUCUGGCUUGGGUUCUUCAUCAAGGGGAUGAUGUUGUUCCUAUCCCUGGAACAACCAAAAUAAAAAAUCUGGAUAAUAACAUUGGUGCUUUACAAGUGAACCUGACAGAGGAAGACCUGAAAGAAAUUUCUGAUUUAGUUUCAGAAGAAGAGGUAGCAGGUUCCAGAUCUUUUUCUGAAAGUUCUGAAAAAUUCAGCUGGAAAUAUGCAAACACACCACUUCCUAAAUCAGCUUGAGAUUUCAAACCACAUCUUGGUGUUAUAAAGCUAAAUUUUGGAUAAUAUAAUAAAAGAUGGUUAUAUGAGACCAUUGUCAAAUGCUGAAUAGUGCUUGAAUUGUUGAUUGAUGGUUAGAGAUUGAAAGGCUAUGCCAGUAAGAUGUAUGAAUUGAAGGCAUUUGUAUCA